UACUUCUUCCCCAGGUAGCGCCUGUCUGCCUGACAAAUUAAUCAUUAAUGACAAAAUACUGUAAGACAUACAGUAAGUAUUAUUUAAUUUUCAUGAUAUGAUGCCACCCGCGACCUCGAUAGGGACAAGCGGUAGAAAUGGAUGGACGGGAUGGAUAUGAUGCCAUAUCUUUGGACGCUGACUCAGUAAUUGUCACCACAAACUCCCCGUUACAUGUCAUUUUUGAAAGUCCAGUGGUUCCCAGUUUUACUUUCAUGUUGUCUUCGUGACCAGCUGCCAGUCCGUCAUGUCCAUUCCAGUCUGGACAUUCCUCCCACUUCUACAGGACGCUUGAGUUCCUUCUGGCUCUCCUGUGUGCUGGGAUGGAUGAAUCAAGACCGCUGCUGCCUAGGAGACAAUCAUCAUCUGAAUCCACGUUUCAAAAAUCCAAUCUGCUCCUGGCGGUUUUUGCCGCCGUUUUGGGGAACUUCAACUUUGGUUAUUCUUUGGUCUAUCCGUCCCCCGUCCUGCCGGUGCUCCAAGGUCCUGAUGCGGACCCCCGGCUGAGGAUGGACACCUCCCAGGCCGCCCUGUUCGGCUCGGUCUUCAUGCUGGGCGUGGCUGGUGGCGGGCUGGCGGCCAUGCUGCUCACGGACCUGAUUGGGAGAAAGCUGAGCAUCAUGGCGUCAGCAAUACCUUCUGCUAUUGGUUACCUGUUAAUGGGAGGGGCUACAGAGCUGUGGAUGCUCCACCUUGGCCGUAUCCUCACAGGUGUUGCCGGUGGGGUGACAUCAGCAUCCAUUCCUGUGUACAUCUCUGAGAUCUCCCAUAAAUCCCUGAGAGGAACACUGGGCUCCUGCCCUCAGUUCACUGCCGUGUUUGGAGCCUUGGUGCUCUACGCUUUAGGUCUUGUGUUACCUUGGCGCUGGCUUGCAGUGGUCGGGGGUGUGCCAGCAUUGCUGAUGGUGGUCCUGCUGGCCUUCAUGCCCGACUCCCCCAGACGGCUGCUGAGCCUGGAGAGAGAGCAGCAGGCCGAGCUCGCCCUCCGCUGGCUGAGAGGAGUCCACUAUGACGUGCAGAGCGAGCUGGAGGCCAUUAAGCUCAGUAUCAGCCUGCAGAGACAUCUGCCGUGGUCCCAGCUGGCCAAGCCCGUCUACUACCGGCCCAUCAUCAUCUCCGUGGCCAUGCGUCUGCUGCAGCAACUCACCGGCAUCAGUCCCGUUCUCGUCUACUUGCAGCCCAUUUUUUCUCACAGCAACGUCUCGCUGGAUCCCGGGUUUGACGCUGUAAUCGUGGGCUUGGUUCGCCUCCUUUCCGUUACCGUGGCAGCGGUUUUGAUGGACAAGGCCGGGCGUAAAGUUCUACUGUACAUCUCAAGCUUCCUGAUGUUCUUGUCCACCCUGACCCUGACCAUGAUUUCCUACAAUGCACCUGACCUCCCUGGCCCCGGACCCUCCAACCUCACUCUAAGUACUCUGCACACCGCCAGCAAGCACACGGCUGCAGGGCCCCUUCCACUUAUCAGCGUCAUGGUAUUCAUUUUUGGAUACGCCAUGGGGUGGGGGCCCAUCACCUGGCUGCUGAUGUCAGAGGUGUUGCCUCUGGUGGUCAGGGGCGUGGCCUCAGGCCUGUGCGUGACGGUCAGCUGGUUGACGGCCUUUGCCCUCACCGCCGCCUUCACCUACCUGGUGGACAGGUACGGCCUGUACGUGCCUUACCUUUUCUUCACCGUGGUGUGCGUCCUGUGCCUGCUCUUCACCGCCGUCUGCGUGCCGGAGACUCGCGGCCGCUCGCUGGAGGAAAUAGAGAACUAUUUCAGGACGCGGACAUUUACUAUUGAGAGUGAACGUUCCAAUGAGGGGCGACGUCCAUUUCCUACCGCUUGUCCCUCUCGGGGACAAGAAGAAGAAAUAUGAAAGUGCAUGUCCACGUGUCAGUCCUGUGAUUGACAGCUGAUCCGUCCCAGGUGUCAGCUUCCUUCUGGCCAUCAACAGCUUGAGGAGUUUGCAACUGGAAUGUACGACUCCAUAAUGCAAAUAUGAUUCAUGUGUGUGGGAAAGAUUUUUUAAAAAGAUGCACACUUUGUCUCAAAGCAUGUUAAAUAGAUUUCAGUGGACUGGACAUAAAAUAGAAUGUAAAAAACCCUCAUAGAAAUGGGUUAUUAGAAGUCAAAUAUAUGAAUGUUGAAAUGUGCAAACCUAACUGCAAAGAAAUUGGCUGAAAAUGUUAGCAUGCUAUUGUGAGCACGGAACAUUAGCAUUAGUGGCCUGCAAACGUGUAUGAAAUUGAGGCGUACGCACCCAAAAUUAGCAUAAAAGUUAGCAAAUGCCACGUACAAAGUUAUGACUUUGAGGUGUACGCCUGCGAAAUUUGUAAAAAAAAAAAAAAAGUUAGCAUCUUAACAGUUAGCAUGUGUCAAGAACCAAGUUAUAUGACUCUGAGGUGGACGCCUGCAUAAUUAGCAAAAAAAGAGUUAGCAUCUUAACAGUUAGCAUGUGUCAAAAACCACGUUAUAUGACUGAUGUGUACGCCUGCAAAAUUUCCCCCAAAAAACAGUUAGCAUGUGUCAAGAACGAAGUUAUAUGACUGAGGUGUACGCCUGCAAAAUCUGCACACAUAACAAUUUAGCAUCUUAACAGUUAGCAUGUGUCAAGAACCAAGAUAUAUGACUCUAAGGUGGACGCCUGCAAAAUUAGCAAAAAAAAGAGUUAGCAUCUUAACAGUUAGCAUGUGUCAAGAACCAAUUUAUAUGACUCUGAGGUGGACGCCUGCAUAAUUAGCAAAAAAAAGAGUUAGCAUCUUAACAGUUAGCAUGUGUCAAGAACCAAUUUAUAUGACUCUGAGGUGUACGCCUGCAAAAUUAAAAAAAAAAAGUUAGCAUCUUAACAGUUAGCAUGUGUCAAAAACCACGUUAUAUGACUGAUGUGUACGCCUGCAAAAUUUCCGAAAAAAAAACAGUUAGCUUGUGUCACGAACGAAGUUAUAUGACUGAGGUGUACGCCUGCAAAAUCUGCACACAUAAAAAUUUAGCAUCUUAACAGUUAGCAUGUGUCAAGAACCAAGAUAUAUGACUCUAAGGUGGACGCCUGCAAAAUUAGCAAAAAAAAGAGUUAGCAUCUUAAUAGUUAGCAUGUGUCAAGAACCAAUUUAUAUGACUCUGAGGUGGACGCCUGCAUAAUUAGCAAAAAAAAGAGUUAGCAUCUUAACAGUUAGCAUGUGUCAAGAACCAAUUUAUAUGACUCUGAGGUGUAUGCCUGCAAAAUUUGAAAAAAAAAAGUUAGCAUCUUAACAGUUAGCAUGUGUCAAGAAUCAAGUUACAUGACUGGGGUGUACACCUGCAACAUUUGCAAAAAAAGUUAGCAUCUUAACAGUUAGCAUGUGUCAAGCACCACGUAAUAUGACUGAUGUGUACGCCUGCAAAAUUUCCCCCAAAAAACAGUUAGCAUGUGUCAAGAACGAAGUUAUAUGACUGAGGUGUACGCCUGCAAAAUCUGCACACAUAAAAAUUUAGCAUCUUAACAGUUAGCAUGUGUCAAGAACCAAGAUAUAUGACUUUAAGGUGGACGCCUGCAAAAUUAGCAAAAAAAAGAGUUAGCAUCUUAAUAGUUAGCAUGUGUCAAGAACCAAUUUAUAUGACUCUGAGGUGGACGCCUGCAUAAUUAGCAAAAAAAAGAGUUAGCAUCUUAACAGUUAGCAUGUGUCAAAAACCACGUUAUAUGACUGAUGUGUACGCCUGCAAAAUUUCCCCAAAAAAACAGUUAGCAUGUGUCAAGAACGAAGUUAUAUGACUGAGGUGUACGCCUGCAAAAUCUGCACACAUACAAAUUUAGCAUCUUAACAGUUAGCAUGUGUCAAGAACCAAGAUAUAUGACUCUAAGGUGGACGCCUGCAAAAUUAGCAAAAAAAAGAGUUAGCAUCUUAACAGUUAGCAUGUGUCAAGAACCAAUUUAUAUGACUCUGAGGUGGACGCCUGCAUAAUUAGCAAAAAAAAGAGUUAGCAUCUUAACAGUUAGCAUGUGUCAAGAACCAAUUUAUAUGACUCUGAGGUGUACGCCUGCAAAAUUAAAAAAAAAAAGUUAGCAUCUUAACAGUUAGCAUGUGUCAAAAACCACGUUAUAUGACUGAUGUGUACGCCUGCAAAAUUUCCGAAAAAAAAACAGUUAGCUUGUGUCACGAACGAAGUUAUAUGACUGAGGUGUACGCCUGCAAAAUCUGCACACAUAAAAAUUUAGCAUCUUAACAGUUAGCAUGUGUCAAGAACCAAGAUAUAUGACUCUAAGGUGGACGCCUGCAAAAUUAGCAAAAAAAAGAGUUAGCAUCUUAAUAGUUAGCAUGUGUCAAGAACCAAUUUAUAUGACUCUGAGGUGGACGCCUGCAUAAUUAGCAAAAAAAAGAGUUAGCAUCUUAACAGUUAGCAUGUGUCAAGAACCAAUUUAUAUGACUCUGAGGUGUAUGCCUGCAAAAUUUGAAAAAAAAAAGUUAGCAUCUUAACAGUUAGUGUGUGUCAAGAAUCAAGUUAUAUGACUGAUAUGUACGCCUGCAAAAUUUCCCAAAAAAAACAGUUAGCAUGUGUCAAAAAUGAAGUUAUAUGACUGAGGUGUACGCCUGCAAAAUCUGCACACAUAAAAAGUUAGCAUCUUAACAGUUAGCAUGUGUCAAGAACCAAGAUAUAUGACUGUGUACGCCUGCAAAAUUUGACAAAAAAAAGUUUGAAUCUUAACAGUUAGCAUGUGUCAAGAACCAAGUUAUAUGACUCUGAGGUGGACGCCUGCAAAAUUAGCAAAAAAAAGAGUUAGCAUCUUAACAGUUAGCAUGUGUCAAAAACCACGUUAUAUGACUGAUGUGUACGCCUGCAAAAUUUCCGAAAAAAAACAGUUAGCAUGUGUCAAGAACCAAGAUAUAUGACUGUGUACGCCUGCAAAAUUUGACCAAAAAGAGUUAGAAUCUUAACAGUUAGCAUGUGUCAAGAACCAAGUUAUAUGACUCUGAGGUGGAUGCCUGCAAAAUUUGAAAAAAAAAAGUUAGCAUCUUAACAGUUAGCGUGUGUCAAGAAUCAAGUUAUACGACUGGAGUGUACAUCUGCAACAUUUGCAAAAAAAGUUAGCAUCUUAACAGUUAGCAUGUGUCAAGAACCAAGUUAUAUUACUGAGUUGUGCGCCUGCAAAAUUUGA
Molecule: messenger RNA, 5150 nt
Organism: Nerophis ophidion (straightnose pipefish)
Lineage: Eukaryota; Metazoa; Chordata; Actinopteri; Syngnathiformes; Syngnathidae
Gene: slc2a6
Product: solute carrier family 2 member 6
Exons: 10
Coding region: 363-1895 (510 amino acids)
Biological process (GO): transmembrane transport
Cellular component (GO): membrane
Molecular function (GO): transmembrane transporter activity
Source: RefSeq, a predicted model, not a curated record